Messenger RNA from Vigna unguiculata (cowpea), 1636 nucleotides. RefSeq names its product putative protein phosphatase 2C 42. Gene Ontology annotation, molecular function: cation binding; protein serine/threonine phosphatase activity. Gene Ontology annotation, biological process: protein dephosphorylation. The record is from RefSeq and is a predicted model, not a curated record. NCBI's taxonomy places the organism in Eukaryota, Viridiplantae, Streptophyta, Magnoliopsida, Fabales, Fabaceae.
AAAAGAAAAGCACGCAACAAGAAGGGCUUCCCCACACCAUCCUCACCCAACAAGAGAAGGAACCAGCCCAUUCCUGUUCCUCUACCACCGAACACACGCUUUCUUUCACGUUAACCUGCGCCCCUGCUUAUCCUGCGCACGCUUUCUUUUUUCCCCUUCCACACCCUUCUCUUUUCCUCUCUCCUUCUUCAGAUUCGGAGCACGGCGCCCCCAGUGGGAAAGGUUCGGGUGUUGGGGGCCUAGGGUUAGGGUUUCUGAGAGAUGUGGGAUGCUCCAGGCAUUGAUGAGUCUUAUCGCGCGCUGUUGGAAACCGUUCGGGCUCGGUGACGACGCCAAUGCCGGAAGAGAAUGCAAGGACGGCCUCCUCUGGUUCCGCGACAUCGGAAGGUUCGCCGCCGGCGAUUUCUCCAUGGCCGUCGUCCAGGCCAACCAGGUCCUCGAGGACCAGAGCCAGAUCGAGUCCGGGCCCUUCGGCACCUUCGUCGGAGUCUAUGACGGCCACGGCGGCCCCGAUUGUUCGCGUUAUGUUUGUGAUAACUUGUUCCGUAAUCUCCAAGCGAUAUUGGCCGAGUCACAUAAUAGUGUUGUGACAUCUGAGGCCAUUCAACAGGCGUUCCGGCGGACCGAGGAGGGAUUCACGGCGCUUGUUUCAGAGUUGUGGAGCUCCCGGCCGCAAAUUGCAACCACUGGAACGUGUUGUUUGGUUGGAGUUAUUUGUCGGCAGACGCUGUUUGUGGCGAGUCUUGGAGAUUCCCGUGCUGUGUUGGGUAGGAGAGUUGGCAACACUGGUGGGAUGGCUGCAAUGCAGCUGUCCACGGAGCACAACGCGAAUAUUGAGGCUGUUAGGCAGGAGCUUAAGGAAUUGCACCCGGAUGACCCCCAGAUUGUUGUCCUUAAACAUGGAGUGUGGAGAGUCAAGGGCAUAAUUCAGGUUUCUAGAUCUAUAGGUGACGUAUAUAUGAAACAUGCGCAGUUUAACCGGGAACCCAUUAAUGCGAAAUUCAGACUCCCCGAACCAAUGAACAUGCCUUUCUUGUCUGCUAAUCCAACUGUUAUUUCUCAUCCAAUCCAACCAAAUGAUUCCUUCCUUAUAUUUGCGUCAGAUGGUUUAUGGGAGCACCUGAGUAAUGAUCAAGCAGUGGAUAUUGUUCACAGCAGUCCACGUGCGGGUAGUGCGAAGAGACUUAUCAAGGCUGCCCUGCAAGAAGCGGCAAGAAAACGUGAAAUGCGAUAUUCAGACCUUUAUAAGAUUGACAAGAAGGUUCGUCGCCAUUUUCACGACGAUAUAACUGUUAUUGUUUUAUUCUUAAACCACGACCUUAUAUCCAGAGGCGCAGUUCUAAAUUCGCCACUCACAGUUCGAAGUGCGCUCGAUCACUGACACUAUUAUGAUUGUAAACACGUACGCUUCUCUUAUACGGGUGUUCUCCCAACUCUGCCAAUGCCACAAAAAUACUCAUUUGGCACGUUGCUAGAAUAUACCAUUCAUACUGCUCCUACGUAUGCUCACUCAUACCCAGACAACUUAUUCAUGCUCCAACUUGUAACACUUUUUAGAAAUUUGUCCAUCAAAACCAAAAGAAAAAAAAAAGGGGAAAGAAAUCAGAAAGUAACUUUUGAUUAGCAAUUCGCCAAA